This is a messenger RNA of Nomia melanderi (Alkali bee), 2343 nucleotides long. The record is from RefSeq and is a predicted model, not a curated record. Lineage: Eukaryota; Metazoa; Arthropoda; Insecta; Hymenoptera; Halictidae.
UUACUUUCCGAAUUUCUUCGCGACAAAGCCGACGUUCUUCGACGGACGAGUGGCAUCGGUUAUUCGGACAUACAUUCGACUUUUGGUUCGCCGAGAAUAUCUUGUUCGGAGAAAGCGGAAAUUCGACUUUCGGUGGCAACCGUCGCCAGCGUUGUAUCUUGGCAUAUUUUACAAGGAAAUAUCUCGGAAUAUCCAAGUAUCUGCUCAGGGAUACGCGUAGUCGUAUAUAAUAGCCAUUGGAGUAUUCGAAAAUUCUCUGCGUCGAUUCGACGGCUUCUCCGAAAGUGUAGAGAAUAACGUUACGAUAUUCCGACGGAAUCGGCUUAGGACUGACCUCGAUGCAAUUCGGCCAAUUUCCCGUCGAGUAUAGGAAACGUGUACACUCGAAACGCGCGUCCAGUGAAAGAUAAGCGAAAAAUAAGCGAAAGAUAAGCGAAAGAUAAGCGAAAGAUAAGCGAAAGAUAAGCGAAAGAUAAGCGAAAGAUACCGAUACCGCGUAAUUACCUUUGACUUUCACUCGUACGCGAACCUAUUCGUUCCCGUGUUCUCGAUCGCGAAGCAGACACAGCAGUUCCGUGAAACGAUCAUCGAACCGGAGCGCGCGAAUACGAACGAAGCGACGAACAGUUUCGAGAUUACUCGACAAAAGUUCCCUAAUAACCAAGUAUCCAAGUACCAAAGUUCACGAAUAGUUCUUUGCUAUUGCUACAAGUAUAAAUAAAUAAACAUGUAUAAAGCAAAUCUACUUGCUACUCGAAUUAUGCCUGGAGCAUCGCACACUGUCACCCGAAAUAUUGCUGCUCUGUCAAUGUUAUCAGAAACACAUCAAAUGCUGCACAAGACGUGCAAGUAUUUAUCUCAAGUUAUUCCUUACUCACGACGUAUCUAUUUAUUUAUAAUUACUUACCUGAUUAAUGUUGUUCGUUAUCAGAUAAUGCUAUUUAUAAAUAUUCAGUGUUGAAAAUGUUGCGACAGGGAUUUUGCAGAAAGCGAGUUGAAACCAAUAGCAGCAGAAAUUGAUAGAAAGCAUCUUUAUCCGAGAGAACAAAUUAAAAAGAUGUGGGAAUUGGGUUUAAUGGGCAUAGCGAUUCCUGAAACCUUAGGUGGAAGCGGACUGGAUUAUUUAUCCUAUGCUAUCGCGUUGGAAGAAAUUUCUAAAGGAUGCGCCAGUACAGGUGUCAUUAUGAGUGUACAUAAUUCUCUUUAUCUGGGCCCUAUAGAAAAGUUUGGCUGCGGUAAGCAGCAAGAGAAAUAUGUCACACCAUUCGUAACUACUUCCAAACUUGGAUGUUUUGCUCUUAGCGAACCCGACAAUGGUAGCGACGCAGGUGCUGCUUCUACCACUGCCAAAUCGGAUGGAGUCAACUAUGUAAUUAAUGGCACAAAAUCAUGGAUAACGAAUGCUUAUGAAUCUGAUGCAAUUGUUUUAUUUGCUACAACAGAUAAACAGAAAAAGCAUAAGGGCAUAAGCGCUUUUAUAGUCGAUAAGCCUUCAGAAGGUCUUUCUCUUGGGAAAAAAGAAAACAAGCUCGGGAUUCGAGGCAGCAGUACGUGUUCAUUGAUAUUCGAAGACUGUAAACUACCAGCUGAAAAUUUGUUGGGAGAAGCAGGAAUGGGUUUUAAAAUUGCAAUGACGACAUUGGAUGCUGGUAGAAUAGGCAUCGCUGCUCAAGCUUUAGGCAUAGCUCAAGCAUCUUUUGACACUGCUGUUGAAUAUGCAGCGAAACGUCAAGCAUUUGGUAUGUCUAUAAUUAAGCUACAAGCGAUUCAACAAAAAAUCGCAGACAUGGCACUAAAACUAGAAAGUUCAAGAUUGUUAACGUGGCGCGCAGCUGUACUCAAAGACAGUGGUAAACCGUAUACAAAGGAAGCUGCUAUGGCGAAGUUGUCAGCAUCCGAGACUUCUACCUUCUGUAGUCAUCAGUGCAUACAAAUAUUAGGAGGUAUGGGAUACGUCACUGACAUGUCGGCGGAACGUCAUUACAGAGACGCCCGUAUCACGGAAAUUUACGAAGGUACAUCGGAAAUACAAAGACUCGUUAUAGCCGGAAACAUUAUCAAAGAAUACAAUCUCAAUUGAAACCUUCGAAUCUGAUACACCCUUUUCUUAUUCAAACUCUCCACGUAUCAACAAAAUAUUUUUAUAUGCCUUUUUUUUACCGAGAAUGAAAUCAAUAAAUUUUAUAUACGACGACUGCUACUUUUCUUUAGCGUCUAUUUCUUCCAUACGACUUUACAACACAUAAUAUGAACGCACAUAUGCAACUAUGUUAAACAACAUAAUUGUACAUAUAUACAUGCAUAUCAGGUACAUCGUAAUCAGCCACACUCCCCCUUUCCUUC